Molecule: messenger RNA, 1447 nt
Organism: Pan troglodytes (chimpanzee)
Lineage: Eukaryota; Metazoa; Chordata; Mammalia; Primates; Hominidae
Gene: RNASE12
Product: ribonuclease A family member 12 (inactive)
Exons: 3
Coding region: 18-461 (147 amino acids)
Biological process (GO): defense response to Gram-positive bacterium
Molecular function (GO): RNA nuclease activity; nucleic acid binding
Source: RefSeq, a predicted model, not a curated record
AGUCACUCUUACCUCUGAUGAUAAUAAUGGUGAUAAUUUUCUUGGUGCUUCUGUUCUGGGAAAAUGAGGUGAAUGAUGAAGCAGUGAUGUCAACCUUAGAACACUUGCAUGUGGACUACCCUCAGAAUGACGUUCCCGUUCCUGCAAGGUACUGCAACCACAUGAUCAUACAAAGAGUUAUCAGGGAACCUGACCACACUUGUAAAAAGGAGCAUGUCUUCAUCCAUGAGAGGCCUCGAAAAAUCAAUGGUAUUUGCAUUUCUCCCAAGAAGGUUGCUUGCCAAAACCUUUCGGCCAUUUUCUGCUUUCAGAGUAAGACAAAGUUCAAAAUGACAGUCUGUCAGCUCAUUGAAGGCACAAGAUACCCUGCCUGCAGGUACCACUAUUCCCCCACAGAGGGGUUUGUUCUUGUCACUUGUGAUGACUUGAGGCCAGAUAGUUUCCUUGGCUAUGUUAAAUAACUCAAGAUCAGCUCCCGAGUCUGAGAUCUCUUCUCUCAAUGGCAUUGGAGCUGGCUGUGCCUGAGGCAGACCUGGACCGUGGACAUGGGGCAAUGCCUUGAGCGGAAGGGGAAGCCACUGAAUUUUGGGUGUCACCAGGUAAACAGAGCCCUCAGCAUCUGAAUAGAAACUGAACAGGAACAGAAGAGAUUACACUACAUCUGAGAUGGAGACCUUUCCUCUGCUGCUGCUCAGCCUGGGCCUGGUUCUUGCAGAAGCAUCAGAAAGCACAAUGAAGAUAAUUAAAGAAGAAUUUACAGACGAAGAGAUGCAAUAUGACAUGGCAAAAAGUGGCCAAGAAAAACAGACCAUUGAGAUAUUAAUGAACCCGAUCCUGUUAGUUAAAAAUACCAGCCUCAGCAUGUCCAAGGAUGAUAUGUCUUCCUCAUUACUGACAUUCAGAAGUUUACAUUAUAAUGACCCCAAGGGAAACAGUUCGGGUAAUGACAAAGAGUGUUGCAAUGACAUGACAGUCUGGAGAAAAGUUUCAGAAGCAAACGGAUGGUGCAAGUGGAGCAAUAACUUCAUCCACAGCUCCACGGAAGUGAUGCGCAGGGUCCACAGGGCCCCCAGCUGCAAGUUUGUACAGAAUCCUGGCAUAAGCUGCUGUGAGAGCCCAGAACUGGAAAAUACAGUGUGCCAGUUCACUACAGGCAAACAAUUCCCCAGGUGCCAAUACCAUAGUGUUACCUCAUUAGAGAAGAUAUUGACAGUGCUGACAGGUCAUUCUCUGAUGAGCUGGUUAGUUUGUGGCUCUAAGUUGUAAAUCCCACAGAGCUUUAGGACUAGGGUCUUUCGAAAGAAGGACCUCUUCUUGUUCAUUCUUGUUUAAACCUUUCCUUAAUAUCUACUCUUUAGCACUACAGUGAACUCCUGAUUAUUUAUUCUAACUGGAGGAGUGAAAAAUCCAAAAUUGUGGAUAAUUCAAUUAAAAGUUAUGACUGAUA